Molecule: messenger RNA, 1197 nt
Organism: Entamoeba invadens IP1
Lineage: Eukaryota; Evosea; Mastigamoebida; Endamoebidae
Exons: 3
Coding region: 1-1197 (398 amino acids)
Source: RefSeq, a predicted model, not a curated record
AUGGACAUCACAAAACAGUUCCAACAAGCAGUAGAGGACGAGUACAUAGAAGCACACGAAUCCGAGGGAUUACCAAUCGAGACUAUUAGAACACAAUUUAAACAACUUGUCGACUCAUCAAAACCAGUAGAAUCCUCAGACAUUAAUGAACAGAUCAAAAACAUUCAACGAGAAAUAGCCGAGAAGGAAAAAGGUCUAAAAAAACUCUCAAUGGCGAUCUUGACGGGGGAGGUCGACAUCUACGAGUGCACUUCACAAAACUCUGCCGGGCGUCAAUUGUCACAGUGGGCAAAUGACAUGGAACAGAAAAUCACUCAACGGUUUUCGUUGUACAAAACGGAGAACAAAACAAAAGUAUUCGCCAUUAAACACUUCGACAUCGUCGCAGACCAACUCAAAGACAAAAUUUUUAAGUUACAAAAGCAAGCAAAUAACGAAACUAAAAUCAUGUGGAACAUCGUCAAUUUGAACAACGAAUUACUCUUUAAAAGACACCCAGAACUCUUUAAUGAAACAUCACAAAAUUCAUUGCAAAAUAACACUGAAAAGAGUGGAGAAGAGGAGAGCACAACACAACAACAACAACAGUUGCCUCAGGCACAACCAAAAAGUCUUGAAUGCACUAAAGCAAACGAAAAGACAAAUGACACAAAACCAGUCCACAUCGAACAGUCAAUUUUUGACGAUUUCGACGACGACAUCCCACACACAGAAGAACAACCACUGAUUGUGACGAAACCCACACAAAAUACAAUUCCAAUAAAAACACGUGAAAAUAAUAAACAGACGGAAAAGGUGCGCGCAUCAGAAAUCGUCUCACAGAAAGUUGAAGUCGAUUUUGACGGCGUCUGGGAUGAAAACAGUGAACAAGACGACGAAAUAAAAAACGAAGAAAAUAAAAUUCUGAAACAGUCGCAGAGUAGGAUGGACGAUGUCUUGAAAGGAAUUGUCGAAAAGAUCACAAAUAUCAACGAACUCAACACGAAAAUCGGGGAAAUGGCACAGAUACAGCUCGAAAAUACACAACACAUUGUGGACGCAGUGGAAGAGGCGCAGGUUGCAAUUGUUGUUGGGAAUAAAGCGCUUACGGAAGCCCACGAGAUGAUGAAAAGCUGGUGGACACCAAAGAAGCUUGCGGGGAUGUUAUUCUUUAUUGCCGGGUUGUUGUUGCUCAUCAAUCACUUUGGUACCAAUUGA